AUACGAAACAAAACAAAACCCUCACACCCACAAAAGAGCAGCAAACUGCAAAUGGCGACUUCAACGGAGAAACAGACUGAAACUUCACCGGAAAACCCUAACAACGGCGGCGUUCGUCAAAACCCUAACAACGGCACCGAUCCAGCUCACGAUUUCGAAACACGUGCUCGAUCGUGGCUAUCAACGCUCCCCACCGAUCACUCUCUAACCGUUUUCGACGUCGAAACGUGGCUUCAAUCCAACAAUUCAUCGCUACCUGAUCACAUCAAAUCGAUGCCUCCAUCGGACGUGUUCCAGUUGAUUACUUCGUUUUCAACCGAUGUUAAUCCAUCCAAUGAGGAAAAAGAUCCUUACCAUUUCCGUUUCCAACGCUCUGAUCAAUGGAUGCCAAUAUAUUCAUGGUUAGAGACUUUAAAAACCGAUGAGGUAAUCAAAUCAAAAGAAAUUCUAGAUUGGCUUACUGAGAAUCAUGAGAUCCGGGACGAUUUGCUGUCAAGACAUUCUCGUUACCAUCUAAUGCACUACAUCAAAAAAUGUCACAUGAAAAUACUGAAGAAAAGAGAGAAGAAAAAGGGAUUGCAUACUACCAUUAAAUUAAGUUCUGCUAAAGCUCACAAGUCUGAGGAAAAGAAAUCACUAGCUAUGCUCUCAAGUAGCAGUAGCGUGGCCAAGCUUCCCAAGGAUAGUCCUAUAUACAUGGUGAAACGGAAUGAGGCUUUUCGAAAAUACCAGAUUUUAACAGAAAUGGAGAAACAGCUUGGCACCUUCUUUCAAAAUCAAAAUCAAGAAACCGCAAAUGUUGUAGCUGGACCAUGAUUAUCGCAAGUUAGCAUGAUGUACAAACAUGUGUAUGCUGGUUUGGUCACUAAGCCACACAUUUUGGCGUAGACGAACCCAGAUUUUAUAACCAUCUAAUGGUUCUAGUGCCAUUUGCAUAAUCUUUUCAAUUUGUGAAGGUUCUUAUUUA
Molecule: messenger RNA, 967 nt
Organism: Helianthus annuus (common sunflower)
Lineage: Eukaryota; Viridiplantae; Streptophyta; Magnoliopsida; Asterales; Asteraceae
Exons: 5
Coding region: 52-816 (254 amino acids)
Source: RefSeq, a predicted model, not a curated record